Messenger RNA from Fragaria vesca subsp. vesca, 1346 nucleotides. Its product is annotated as pre-mRNA-splicing factor ISY1 homolog. Gene Ontology annotation, biological process: mRNA 3'-splice site recognition; generation of catalytic spliceosome for second transesterification step. NCBI's taxonomy places the organism in Eukaryota, Viridiplantae, Streptophyta, Magnoliopsida, Rosales, Rosaceae. Gene Ontology annotation, cellular component: Prp19 complex; catalytic step 2 spliceosome; post-spliceosomal complex. The transcript has 3 exons. The record is from RefSeq and is a predicted model, not a curated record. Bases 1 to 909 code for a protein of 302 amino acids.
AUGGCUCGUAACGAAGAGAAAGCGCAGUCGAUGCUGAAUCGCUUCAUCACCCUGAAGAACGAAGAGAAGAAGAAGCCCCGCGAGCGCCGCCCUUUCCUCGCCUCCGAAUGCCGCGACCUCGCCGAGGCCUCCAAGUGGCGCCAGCAGAUCAUGGGAGAGAUCGGCCGCAAAGUCGCCGAGAUCCAAAACGAAGGCCUCGGCGAGCACCGCCUCCGCGACCUCAACGACGAGAUCAACAAGCUCAUAAGGGAGAAGUCUCACUGGGAGCGCCGCAUCGUCGAGCUCGGCGGCCCUAAUUACGCCAAGCACGCCCCGAAGAUGACCGAUCUCGACGGCAACAUCGUCGACGUUCCAAACCCUAGCGGCCGCGGCGCUGGUUAUCGGUACUUUGGUGCGGCGAAGAAGCUUCCCGGUGUGAGGGAGCUUUUCGAGAAGCCGCCGGAGCUGAGGAAGCGGCGGACGAGGUAUGAUAUAUACAAGAGGAUUGAUGCGAGCUAUUAUGGAUAUAGGGACGAUGAGGAUGGGGUUUUGGAGAAGCUGGAGGUUGUGGCGGAGGAGAAGAUGAGGGCCGAGGCGGUGGCGGAGUGGUGGAGGUUGGAGGAGAUUAGGAGAGAGGCCAAGAGAGCGGUGAAGAGUGGCGAAGUGGUGACGGUGGCGAAGGCUAAGGAGAUUCUGGUGGAGGAGGAGGAGGAGGUGGUGGAGGAAGAGAGGCAGAGAGAGAGGGAGUUGUUGAAAGAGAAGAGUGAGAAAGAGAUGGAGUUUGUGGCUCACGUGCCGCUGCCCGACGAUAAGGAGAUUGAGAAGAUGGUGCUUGAGAAGAAGAAGAAGGACUUGCUGAGUAGGUAUGUCAGUGAGGAACUGCUGCAGGGCCAGACUGAGGCUAAGCAGAUGCUUAACAUUAAGCGGUAGCUCCCUGAAAGACAGGUUCGACUGGUUCGUUGGGUCUGUCAUAUCUGUUGAGAGUUUGUUGAACUUGGCAGUUAGUGGUUCUUGAGGAAUCAAACAGGGCGUGGAGGAGUGUUAGGGCAUAGCACCUUAGAGGUCGGGUUUGGAGGAAUGCCGCCAACAAGUGCACUGAUAUCUGCUUCCUCAUAGACUAGCAGCUCAGGAGUUUCGUCUACUUAGUACCUGAUCUAAAUCACAUGGCAAUCCUUAUGUCGCGCCUUUCCUAGUCCUUUGGUGGCCCAUGCGUCUUCUCUAUUGCACACAUUGGUUUGCAUGAUUCUGUAUUUUAAGAUGAUGUUUACUUGUAGCAAUUUGAAUGGAGAUCCUUGGAAAUUAACUAUGUUAAGUUUGCAGUUCAGUCUGUUGCCUCUUUCUGAAAUGAGCAGUAGAUUUCAUAUACG